AGUGCGUUUGCUUGGCGACCCUCUGUUUCAUGUAUUCUUAGCAUAUGACCAUGGCGGCUCGCAUCGUCGUCCCAGCGCUGCUUGCGACGACUGUUGCAGGCGCAGCCGUUGCCACUGUGCUACUGCUUCGGAGGAAUGGAAAAUGCGUAAAGAAAGCUUCGUUGACGGUCCGUGGACUGCUGGAGCUUGAGAAGGCAUGUGAGGAUGCGGACGCUCGCGAGACCGUCGCGGUGGUGGAGCUGCAGGGCAUCGCCCUUUACGCGGGGGUACCGCCCGUGGUGACGACGCUGCGCACGCUCGUGCGCCUGGAUCUCGGAAGCACUGGCAUCGCACAGCUGCCUGCCUCCAUCUCCAACUUGACUAACCUCCAGGUGCUGCUGGCGCCGCGCAACAAGCUCACGGCGCUGCCUGAUGCGCUGGCGGGCCUGGCGGGCAGCCUGGUGCAGCUGGACGUGGGCAGCAACGCGCUGGAGGCGGUGCCGGACUCGCUGUUCUCGCUCUCCCGCCUGCGCACCCUCAACCUGAUGGGCAACCAGCUGACGCGGCUGCCGGAGCGCUUCGGCGACCUGCGCGGCCUGCGGCUGCUGGGGCUCAAGAGCAACAAGUUGACGCAGCUUCCCGCCAGCUUCUCCCGCCUCACGGACCUGGUGGAGCUGUUCAUCACCGACAACCAGCUGACGGACCUGCCGGAAGGCAUGUCAGCCUGCACUUCGCUGGUGAAGCUGCAGGCCUCCUUCAACGCCUUCCGCGCCCUGCCCGCCUGCCUGCUGCACCUGCCGCGGCUGGAGCUGCUGCGGGUGGCCGUGUGCGACAUCAAGUCCCUCCCGCCGCAGCUGCUCCAGGAUGCCGCCGCGCUGCCGCGCCUGGCCUGGUUCAGUGUGGCGGGCAACCCGGUGUGUCCCGGCCCGCCCGCGCCCGCGCCCGGACUGCCGGUGGUGGCGCCAGAGGAGCUGGAGCUGGGGCAGAAGCUGGGGGACGGAGCGUCGGGCGACGUGUACCGGGCCGUGUGGCGUGGCCAGCUGGUGGCUGUCAAGUACUUCCGGGCCGACGUGUCGCCGGACGGCCGCACCGAGGACGAGGUGGCGCUGGCCGUCAGCCUGCAGCACCCGCACCUCACACAGGUGUUGGCCCGGGUGGAAAAGCCGCACGGACUGGUGCUGAGGCUGGAGGCAGGCUCGCCGCUGGCGGCCAAGCCCACCAGUCAGCACCUGCUGCGCUGCAAGUGGGGCGACGACGUCCGCUUCCCGCCGCGCCGGGCGCUGGGGCUGGCCGCGGCUGUAGCGGACGCGCUGCGCUACUGCCACGCCGCCGGCAUCUGCCACGGCGACGUGUACGCACACAACGUGCUGAUGGACGAGAACGGCACUGUGACGCUGUGCGACUUUGGCGCCUCCUUCAGCUACGACCGCGCCGCCCAGCCCUUCUGGGAGGCCAUGGAGGUGCGCGCCUACGGACUCAUGCUCAAAGACGUGGCCGACCGGGCGGCGGCGCCGGCAGCGGGAGCAGCAGGAGGCAGCGGGAGCAGCGGCAAGCUGGCGGGUGCGAAGGAGGCGGUGGUUGAGGCGGAGAAGGGAGUGGUGGCAGCGCUGCAAGGCCUGGCGCAGCGGUGUGCGGAGCUGCCGCCGGCGCGGCGGCCGCUCUUUGGGGCUGUGUGUGCGGAGCUGCAACAGCUGCAGGCCAGCCUUGCAAACUAGUGUUUGUGGUUGUUGUGGUAUUGGUGUUGGAUUGUUAGGUGCUGGUGAGCAUGCAGCAUCGCGAUGUGCCGAACUUGACAUACUUGUCGGAUGCGCCAAAGGCGUGGAGCGCAGCGAUAGAGUAUCGGAGGUGGGGCUUGUGGGACGUCACACACUCCUGAGGAGCUGACUUGAAAUGACAUGACACGAGACGACGUGAGAUACGUGGCUGGGAAGCGGAGGCCAAGGCGGUUGUGAGCCUGCGAGCGCUCCGCUCUCUCGUGCUGCAGAGUGCGGACACGAGGCGGAGAGACGUGUGGCCGUGGUGCGACUGACCCGUGGCUUUGGAAACAUUUGAGGUACACACGCAUGGUUUUCCGUUUCCCGAGUGGGGCCGCUGCGUGGGUGCAAGCCAUGCAUGGCGGCCUGUUGGGGGCUAGUGAUGGGGGCCGCUGCCAAGCUGUAAGGCGCUGGGCAAGCACAAGGCGGUCGUGGACGUACACGAGGAGGCCCAGCGGUUCGGGGCGCCGGACUGGGACGUACUGGGAGUGGGAGGCCUGAAGGUGGUGAGGGAGGUGUGCUCGGACCAAGGGUUGCGUAUGCGGGCGACGCCAGCACUCCACAGUGUCAUUGUGGACUCGGGACAAGGUCCGGCGCACAUGCAACCCGCUGAAGGGUGCUGCACGCAAAGAAUUCGGCUGGAUCUUCAAGCAGUGCAACCUCGGUUGUGAAUUGGAGGGUAAAGCAAGGUGCGCGGCGUCCCGAGUCUUCUGUGAGGGCUGUUCGCUUGUUUGCUUGUAUUGCGUUCUUUCAAGCACGUCAAUGACAUGGCUGGGGGCUGGAUGCUGGUGGAAGGGCAUGGCUGGGAAGUGCAGAGCGCUGACACGGUGGUGUGGUGGGUAUGGCUGGAGAGACAUGGCGCACCCCUUGCUAUGAUAGUGAUGGGACAGUGUGUGGGACUCGACGGACUUGGUCCCAAAUGCUCAAUAGCCAGGCCCAGCACCUCGUGGACGCAUGUAUCUCUAUCAGCGAUGCCCGCACGCACUGUAUCGGUGUGUAUGAUAGCGCGCAAGGCGGCUGUAAAUGGAGUGAUGG
This is a messenger RNA of Chlamydomonas reinhardtii, 2768 nucleotides long. RefSeq lists its product as uncharacterized. The record is from RefSeq and is a predicted model, not a curated record. NCBI's taxonomy places the organism in Eukaryota, Viridiplantae, Chlorophyta, Chlorophyceae, Chlamydomonadales, Chlamydomonadaceae. Gene Ontology annotation, biological process: protein phosphorylation. The coding region runs from base 51 to 1694 and encodes 547 amino acids. The transcript is spliced from 12 exons. Gene Ontology annotation, molecular function: protein kinase activity; protein binding; ATP binding.